AGGCAUCAAUUUGCCUCCCUUAUCUACUCAUGCAGUCACUCACCGAUCACACCAAAUCUUACAUUCACCAAAAAUAUCACAAGACCAAAACAAAAAAUGCCACACUUGCCCAAAUCCUCACAGCAGAACUUCAGCCCCAGGAAGCCUGGUCCUUAGUCACUCAGCAACCUGGGGUUGUGUGUGUGUGAUGUCAGCAUGCAGUGUCUGCCCACUUCGAUACCACACCAAUCCCACCCCACCUCCCCAAGUUGGUGACAACCCGUUACAGACUAAAAGACUAAGAUACCAGUCCCCAAGUCUGAGAGAGGGAGUCAAUGGGCCAGUGUCCAGCCCCAGUCCAAAGGACAUCUCCACAAGACUUGGUGAGGGUGGCACAGAUCUUCCAGUGAGAAGAGGACAAAAACAGCACCCAGCCUAGUGCUGCUGCCUUACUCUGUCUUCUUCAGGGCACUUCUCAGAGUAUCUCUCCACUGGGCAGAAGCUCCCCAGGGAUCAAGUCCAACCUUAGGUGGGGGAGGGAGGAACUACAUAGGGACAAGAGUAUGGAGUUACAGUGAGCAUCCAUGAUGUUGCAGAUGGCCUUCAUAUCCUCACUUUGUCUAUGCCUCUUCUGAUUCCACAGGCCUCUAGUUCACUGCCCAGAUUGUUUGGACCAUUGUGACCUCCAUCUCUGAUGCCACUCCAAAGGCCCUCAUGUGGCCAGUGGUGAUUGGCCUCCAAAUCUCCAGAGGCUCUGUAAGGGUUAGUAGGUAUGAUACCAUCAACCCCUGCCCUCUGCAAAAAACAUUUUUUUUUUAAAUAAAUGUCCACUUGUGUUUGAUUUUCAGAGACUGCCUGGACAUGUCCUUGCAGUUUUCUUGGUAGGUUUUUCAGAAAUGGUUUGCUAUUGCCUUCUUCUUAGGUCUGAGAGAGAGUGACUGGCCCAAGGUCGCCCAGCUGGCUUUGUGCCUAAGGUGGGACAAGAACUCACAGUCUCCUGGUUUUUAGCCUGACACCUUAACUAUUACACCAAACUGGUGCACAAAAGUUAGCCACAAACCUCUCCCCAUCCAUCCACAUAAAUACAAACAAAACAGGGAAAAGAAACAAAACACACAUACAGUCUCAAGCCCCCUCAAACUACCCAGGCUCUUUCAGUCAGCAGUUCUGAGGGCCACAAACACCCAAUUUUGUGGGGAAUGGGAUCCAAGUAGCCUUGGGGCUUCAUGUUGGGCAUAUGAGAGCCAGUUUGGUCUAGUGGUUAGGGUAGUGGGCUAGAAAUCAGGAGACCGUGAGUUCUAGUCCUGCCUUAGGCAUGAAAGCCAGCUGGGUGACCUUGGGUCAGUCCCUCUCUCUCAUCCCAACUCAGCUCACAGGGUUGUUGCUGUGGGGUUAAGAGGAGGAAGAAGGUGUAUUAGGUAUGUCUGCUGCCUUGAGUUAUUUAUAAAAAUAAUAAAGGUGGGUUAAAAAUAAAAUAAAUAAAGUAAAGUAAAGUAAAGUAAAACAAAACAAAACAAAACAAAACAAAACAAAACAAAACAAAACAAAACAAAACAAAACAAAACAAAACAAAAAUUUGAUCAGCAAAUUUCCCUGAAAUACAGAUUGUUAUACAAAAUUAUUCCAAAUAUAUGGAAUUUUAGCAAUGUUUCAAGCUUCGUCCAUACUUUAAGUGUCUGACAACUGUUUUGUGACAUGUUUUUUUCUGAUAUAAGUUUUUAUGGACUACAGUCGGUUAGAGAUUACUAUCCCUGAAAUAAAUGUUUGUACCAAUACAAACCAAGCACUCCAUAAAUGUUCUAUACAAUUCAUCCUCUUUCAACCUUAUUGUUUCCCAAAACUUUGAGCAGAGGCUGGAAUGCUAGCAGAGGGCACCCAUACUCCAACAAUACCCAUCCUGGAGGAUACAGCAAUUUGCUUCCAUUCAGAUCCAUGGCAAUUUUCCUUUAUCUCCCUUAUGUGAGCAAUUUAAUCAUCAUUAUCUCCCCUUAGGUUUAAUCAGUUAUAUUUUCAAAACCAUUAUAGCAUAGACAGUAUAUGUCCCAAGGCUUAAAUCUCCAGAAUCAUUUUCCCCUAUGAAAUAACUUGUAAAAAAAAGUGGCUCUGUGUCCUUAAAAAGAUUCUGUGGCGAAUGGCUGUAGCAUAUUCUGCUUGUAUAUGAACAAAGGAAACAUUUUGGUCCCGCUUAACUGCAGAUCUGGGAAUGCCUUUUUACAUGCAGAAGACCAUAACCUAUCCAGGUAGGAGCUGAAGCGACAAAUGAAUUCUUUUCAAAAUUCUACCUGUUUUUAACGUUCAUGGAAUCAUAGUUGCCAUGCACAUGUCUCACAUGCACCUCCCUGUAUGCAGACUGCAUGGCUAAGAAAGGGAAGAUUUGCAGAAUCACUUUAGUUGCCUUGUGUCCCUGAGGGGACGAUGGGCCAUGAAUAUUAUAAACUAAUAAAUAAACAAAUACUCCUUUUUUUAAGCUUCUUCUGAUAAUUCAUCCAUAGUAUCUACUGAAAAUUGUUGGAAUUAUAUACCUUCAUGCCUAAUACUCCAUAAGCUAUUACCGAAAGUUUGGGAAAUAUGUGUCACCCCUUUUAUCCCUGAACAACAAGAGCUGACAGUUGUGUUGAGAAGCAUGAUUGCAAAAAUAGUUGGGGGAAUUACAUCUGUCUAAGUGAACCAAACCCUGGUAUUUUAUAGAUUUCUAUUGCUGCAUUUAAACAUAGCCACUGCCAUUCCUCAGAAAAUAUGGAAAUAGUAAGAUUGCCAUAUAGACCUUGGUAUUUGUAUAUCAGUGUCCCAUUCACAAGCAAGCUUCUAAUCCAUGAAAUGGGCUGUGAAAAUAAUUUAUAUUAUUGCAUUUCAUCAUUGAUUGAAAAUCCACUUUAAAAGUCCUGUUAAUCUCCUUUGUAUGCCAGAGACAGGCAACAACAGACUUAUGUAUAACCUCAGCAAAUCAUGAAUGCAAAAUCUGAAGGGAAAAAAAAUCCACCAAUUUUAAUAGAAAUGACUGGUUUGCCUAAAGAUUGUCCCUCUUAGAAGUAUCUACUUGCAUUUUUGGUUGGGAUAGUGACUUGCCAGCAGUUAACAGUUUUGAUAAAUCAUAGUUUACAAAAUUGAAACAAAUGGAUGAACUGUGAUUUGCCGUAGAAGGAAGGAGAAUGGGCAAGCCUGAGGCAUAAUUAAUGUAGAUCAAUUAACUCCCUCAAUUAAUCAUGAGUAACUGAAAUUGAUUUCUAUAUACAGUAUUAGUUCUGAGUAAGUCUAAGUCAGGAUCCUGUACAAGUAAAUGAAAGCUUCUAAAUUCCUUCCCUGGGACCCACAGGAAGAAAAAAAUGCAGAUCUAAAAAUCAGGUUUAUUCUUGCUCAGUUUUCACUCAUAGUUUCUCUUACUUCUGAGUGUCAUUUUUCAUGUUUUCAAUCUAUAAUUCCAAACAAGUGUAUAGUAUCUAAUAGUAUUUCAGCCAAUUAAUGUUUGAAUGUCCAAAACCAUUGUUGUUGCUGUUAGUUGCCGUUGAGUCAUUUACAACUCAUAGUGACCCUACGUAUAACAGAAUGAAAUGCUAUUCGGCUAUUAGGAACACCAAAAUGUUUUACGUGAGUAUUCUUUGACAUAACCAUUUGAUAAUGAUAAUGAAAGCAUUAAAGACAGGUUUAAUGUAAAUAAUUGAUUCAUUUCUCUUUUCUGUUUUUAUAUCUAUCACUGAAGCUUUCUGUUCCCUUACGGAACACCUGACCAACUGCCCACAUUUCUUUCUUACUUGCAGAGAUGAAGAACAGGACAGAAGUGUCUGAAUUCAUUCUUCUGGGUCUAACAAAUGAUCUCAGGUCGCAACGAGUUCUCUUCACACUUUUCCUGCUGCUCUAUGUAGCCUGUUUAUUAGGAAAUGGGGCCAUUCUGGCAGUCACCCUGCCUGAGCCUUUGCUCCACACCCCCAUGUAUUUUUUUCUGGGAAACCUUUCUUGUUUGGAUAUAUGCUACUCUACAGUCACUGUGCCAAAAAUGCUAAGUGGCUUCCUUAUAAAGCAACAAUCUAUCUCCCUUAUCAGCUGCCUCACUCAGCUGCACUUCUUCCACUUUCUGGGCAGUAGUGAGGCUGUGCUGCUGGGCAUCAUGGCAUAUGAUCGUUAUGUGGCUAUCUGUAAUCCUCUGCAUUAUACUAUCAUCAUGAGUAAAAGGACUUGUGUUAUGCUAGCUGGGGCCACGUGGGCUGCUGGCUUCUUUCAUGCUUUGAUGCACACAGUGGUGACGUCUCAGCUAUGUUUCUGUGGCCCUAAUCUCAUCACACACUUUUUUUGUGAUAUCAAACCCCUCCUCAAAUUAGCUUGUAGUAGCACAGACCUCAACUUCAUCCUGCUGAAUCUUGUCAGUGGCUGUAUUGCUCUCAGCCCCUUUUUUUUCUCUCUUCUCUCCUAUUUUUACAUCAUCUCCUUCCUCUUCUUUAAGGUCCAGUCAUGGCGGCACCGUUGGAAAGCCUUCUCCACCUGUGCAUCUCACCUGACUGUUGUGGCAAUCUUCUAUAUUCCAGCUCUCUCCAACUACAUGUUUGCUUCUGCCAGUGGCUCUUCUGAGAAAGAGAUGAUCAUCUCUGUGUUAUACAGUGUCAUCACACCAGUUUUAAAUCCCCUGAUCUACACACUGAGGAAUCAAGAAGUCAAAUCUGCUAUAAGGAAGAUUCUAAACAAAACUCUUCUUUUUGAAAGGGCCUAAAUAUCUCUAUGGCCGAAAAAGAAAUGAUGAUGAAUGUCUUUGAAGCAUUUUUAUGGGUUGAAUCUGUUGAUCAAAGAAAACCCAUUCUAUCUUCUCCCUCCAGUGAUGUCAUGUUUCAGUCACUCAGAUUCCAUCUCCAGUUCUUUCAAAUCUCUACAGGAACCUAAAACGUUUAUUCAGAUAUCUUUUGACAAGUUUGCAAUUCUGUUCAUUUUAA
Messenger RNA from Candoia aspera, 4895 nucleotides. Its product is annotated as olfactory receptor 12D1-like. The transcript has a single exon. The record is from RefSeq and is a predicted model, not a curated record. NCBI's taxonomy places the organism in Eukaryota, Metazoa, Chordata, Lepidosauria, Squamata, Candoiidae. The coding region runs from base 3737 to 4678 and encodes 313 amino acids. Gene Ontology annotation, molecular function: olfactory receptor activity; G protein-coupled receptor activity; odorant binding. Gene Ontology annotation, biological process: G protein-coupled receptor signaling pathway. Gene Ontology annotation, cellular component: membrane.